This is a messenger RNA of Blastomyces dermatitidis ER-3, 2952 nucleotides long. RefSeq lists its product as uncharacterized. The transcript is spliced from 3 exons. Gene Ontology annotation, cellular component: SAGA complex. The record is from RefSeq and is a predicted model, not a curated record. Gene Ontology annotation, biological process: regulation of transcription by RNA polymerase II. NCBI's taxonomy places the organism in Eukaryota, Fungi, Ascomycota, Eurotiomycetes, Onygenales, Ajellomycetaceae. Gene Ontology annotation, molecular function: transcription coregulator activity. The coding region runs from base 1 to 2952 and encodes 983 amino acids.
AUGGAAUCGUCCUUCAGCAUGGCGACUGCUGUGUCCACGAAACCCCCCGCGCCCAAAAUCAAACGUGCUGCUCCGUCAUACAUCCAGACCGGCAUCAAUGGCGCGAAGCCGUCACAACCAUCUCCGUCUCCACUGGGCUUGGCUUCAAGUCGCGUUGCAGGCGCCAAACAGCCAGGCACGGCAACUCCAACAAGUGCUACCGCCGUAAAUGGCGCAAAUAAUCGUCAGCCAACGCGCCCGAGGAAAGAGGUACUGAAACCCAGCGACUCUGCGUCUCGUUUACAGCGCCUUUCGAUAAAGCCCCCCAGCGCAGAUGGAGCUGCUAUAGACCGGAGACAACUGAAGAAGUUUCCGGAGCCAUAUGUUAAAACUACCUCCUACAUCCUUAAAAAGUACUCAAAAGUUCCGCCGUCUUUAACUAUACAUCUACAUCCCACACACUUCCGUUUCGACCAACAGGAUGGCAGCUUUCCCUAUAACUCCGAAAUGAAGGUCAUAAUCGAACACAUCAAGGCUGGCACCGUUCCCCACGACAUGAUUGAGGAGUUGGUGAGGGGCGGUGUUCGGUUCUACGAGAACUGCCUUAUCGUCCGUGUCGUGGAUCAUAAAUCUAUCACCACCCAACCUAGCCCCUCAUCCAAUGCCGCUUCCGGGGAAAAGAGCUCACCUUUUUCUUUGCACAAUUACAAUCAGCACAUCACCCCUUCACCAUUCGUUCCAUAUCCGCGACAGAACCAGUCGAAGAUAAAACCUACCAUUAAUGGAUCUUCUACAGAUAGCAGCCAGAAAGCAGAUGAACAGCCAGCUUCGGAAACAAAUAAGGAGAACGGAGCACCCAACGGGAUUACGGCAGGAUCUAGCAGUUCAAAGCAAUCAGCUCUGAAACCUAAAGUUUUCACAACUGUACUUCAUCCCACUCCUCAGUCACUGCUGGCAGAGUUGACGCUAUUGUCCAUGACUCCGGAUCCACGAGCUGUAAAUCGCCGUCAGCCUCAAGCAUAUUCCGCGUCGCGAACUGGAUCUGCCGCCCAACCUCCUACUCCCUUGUCUGCGUUGCCAUCUUCUCCGGUAACUGACCGUGCGCCUCCAGCAAAGCGACAAAAGAUGAUGGUAGAACCAUCAGAACUUCUAGAAGCCGAGGCAAAACUUAUACAUGCCACAGCUCCACCGCUCUACCUGGAGCCGGUUGAUGGAUUAGCAGCUAGUGCGAAUCUUCUUAAGUUCUUGGAAGAUCCUCGACAUUGCAACAAACCGCCUUCGCCAAAGACUAGAAGACGGACUGUCGCAGAGUUAGCUGCGGAUGAAGCAUUGGCCGCUGAGGAGGAACGAUUCAUGCUUAUCAUGGAUGAGAGGCUAGGACCUUCUACGUCUGGCAACGGCGGGGCCGCAAAAGCUCCUAAUGUUGAUGAUGAAAGUGGUGCUGCUCCAUUCGAACCUAGGUUUUCGAGAUUUAAAACGCUCGAGAAAAUUCGCCUUGAACACGAAGAGAAAGCUAAAAUUGAACACGAAAAGAAGCUUCAACAGGACCACGCUAAAAGAUUACAGCAGGAAGCUGAGAGAGAAAAGCGACGCGCAACUGAACAGCGAUUGGCAGAAGAACAAAGUAGAGAAGAUAGUAGAAGACAAGCAGCGGCAGCACAGCAUGCUCAGGUACAAGCACAGGCGCAACUCGUGGCAGCACAGAAUCGACGGCCCCAAUCCCGGGGGAACCCGCCUAUGGGAAUUCCUCAUCAGCCGCAGCCUCAACAAAUGGUUCCAGCUUCUCAGGGUCAACAGUCGUCUCCACUUGUGCGGAAUAUAACCCCUCAUAGCUCGUCACCUAUGACAGGAAAUUUAAUGGGACCCCAGAUGAAUCAAGGAAUACCAAUGGCUAUGACCAGCUCGGCACAAGGGGCAGGAAGUCCACUUCAAGUUACAUCAGGCGUUCAGCAUAGCCAUCCAGCUAUUAUGGGACAUCCAAUGGUUACUACGCGAAGCCAACAGGGUCCAAGUAGGCAUGGUACUCCCCAGAUGGCGCACGGGACACCGGCUAUGUCUCAUGCCACACCGAUAAUGCGCAAUGCAACUCCCACGCAGAGAAUGACCCAUGCAAGCCCCAACGCAUCUACCAUGGUUCAGACGCCCGUCAUGAACCAUGCAAUAAUGGCCAAUCCUCAGAUGAAUGGUGUAAUGAUGACCCCCCAACAACAACAGCAGGCUAUACUACAACAGCGGCAACAUCUUAUGAUGCAGCGGAAUUUGCAGGCCCAGGCCGGUGGUCAACAGUUUACACCACAGCAGAUGGCACAGCUUCAGCUUCAGGCCAAUAUGCAUGCCCAACAUAAUAUUCAAAAUGCUCAACAACACCCCAAUAUAUUCAUGCAGCAGCAAGCGCAGGCACAGGCACAGGCGCAGCAGCAGCAACAACAACAACAGGAGCAGCAAGCCCAACAACAGCAGGCGCAACAAAAUCAGUUCCCAAAUGCGGCAGCUUAUCAAGCCCAUGCCAUGCGAUCUCAGUUGGCACAAAUGCAAAUGUCACAGUCUCAAGCUCCUCACGGUCAACAGCAAGGAAGCUCACAGCAGCUCCCGCAACAGCAGGUCAUGCUCCAGGCCAAUGGUGUUGCUGCGCAAGGCCAAGGAGCGCUUCCUCCCCGUUACCGGCUACUCUACGCGCAGCGCAUGUUGCCGCAAGCUCAAACCGAGGUACGAACAAAAUUCAUGCAGCAGUUCGGUCAUCCGUCGGGCUGGCACGAUGCCAUUCGCCAGCAGUAUCAAGAGCAAGUGGAGAAAACCUCCAAACAGUAUCUGCUUGAUUUUAUGAAGCGAGAAGGUCAACAACGAGCUCAACAAGCACAGGCUCAGGCCCAGGCCCAGGCACAAGCACAAGCACAGGCUAUCCAGCAUCAACAACAACAGCAACAGCAGCAGCAACAACAACAAGCCAUGAUGGGUAAUGGUAUAGGCAAAUAG